GCUCCACUUCCCCGGUGGGCGGAGCUACAACUCUGAUAUGAUGAUCUAACGUUACUGAUAUGAUUAACUACAAAUACUUCACAGCCUUUUGUACAGGUUACCACUUUGUAACAGUAGCUAACUGAACUUCAAAGUCACUUUUCAAGGUCACUUUCAACUACUGAAAAGUCACAGCCACUGACCCGACGGGAGGUGGGACCCUGUGACGUAGUUUUCAGACUGCUGGCGUUGUUUACAGUUAGUGAGGAUUUUGUAGCAUGACUUGUCAAACGUCAAGCACUAAAUGGCCAUUAAAGUAAUUUCGGAAAUUAUGAAGAAAGAAGCUCUGUGACACAGUGUAAAUGGAGUCAUUGCGAGGCUCCGGGGGCCUCUCCCGCGAGUACAAACUGGUGAUGUUGGGAGAGGGGGGAGUGGGGAAGAGCGCUAUUAUAAUGCAGUUUAUCAGCCACAGGUUCCCUGAAGACCAUGACCCCACCAUAGAGGAUGCAUACAAGACACAGAUCCGCAUCGACGAUGAACCAGCCAACCUGGACAUACUGGACACAGCAGGACAGGCGGAGUUCACAGCCAUGCGGGACCAGUACAUGCGGGCGGGCGAGGGCUUCAUCAUCUCCUACUCCAUCACAGAUAGGCGGAGCUUACAGGAGGCGCGCCAGUUCAAGCAGCUCAUUGACCGUGUGCGCCGCUCCGCCAACACCCCCGUGGUACUGGUGGGCAACAAGUCUGACCUGACCCAUCUCAGACAGGUGUCAGUAGAGGAGGGGAAGGAACUGGCCCGGGAGUUCCAGUGCCCCUUCUUCGAGACCUCAGCGGCAUUUCGCUAUUACAUCGACGAGGUAUUUGCCGCCCUGGUCCGCCAGAUUCGCCAGCGCGAGGCAGAAUCGGUCCGCGGCAGCGAGAGGAAAACCAGGAGGAGCCAGUCGUUCUGGAGCCGCAUGCGCUCCACUUUCCACAAGAAACAGCACUCUGAGCACUGAGAGACGCUGUGAGAUAUGACAGUCCCCCCUCCAGUGGUACCCUUACAGCCCCAAUUCCUAGUUCCAACUUCCACGAGGAGACCAAUGACUCUUAUCAGAGUUAGAUUGAGUGUUUGCAAUGGGCAAUUAAACUAACAAUCAUUAGUGAAGAUAUGAGUCUUCUGUGCGCUUUAGAGAAGGCAGGAACUGUGCUGAUGUACCGUAUGCUCAUUGCGCUGAAAAUUGGGUCUGGUUUUUAACGACAGCCGACGUUAGCAUUUUAGUAGCCAAUGAAACCAAUUGACUGUAGUGUUGUAUAUUUUAAAUGCUGAGACACUGUGGAGUUGGCCUGAAGUUGCAACAUUUCUUUGAUGGAGAGCCAGUGAGGAGACGUUUAGGUGAAACUGUACCUCACAGGGAGGGAUGGGGGGCCUGAAGAGAGGUAGAGAUCAUGGGGAAUUGGAGAGGGGAAGGGAGCAAAGACUAGGCUAUGCAGGAUAUUCAGAAGGUCACAUAGUAGGUAAAGGGGCAUAGGUGUUGAGGAGUGAACUCCAAAGUUUGAUUUAAAGGCAGUUGGUUGGGAAAUACGAAGGGGUAUGAGACGUGAGUUUGAAGAUUAAAGGGAGGGUCCCAACGGAUGUGGUUUAUCUUGCCAGCCAAUGAAAGAGAAGGAUGAAAAGAAUAAAAAGUUUGUAAUAUAGAAGAUGAUGAAAACAAAGACAUUCUGAUAGCAUUCACUGUGCAUUUAGGUUCCUCUGUUUCAAUUGAAAAGCCAUCAAUUGAUUAUUGCUUAGUGUUUGUAAGCUGACCAGCCUGAAAAGCCAUGUUUCAGUAGGAGUGGGUAUACUUUGAGUGUGAACUGAGUUGCAGGGGAUAUUUAAUACACAGGUGGUGUUGAUGUUGACAAGUCAUUACUAUGCAGCAUUGCCUAAUAUGGUCCACUGAUCUAUACUUGGGCUGAUAGUUGGCUUGGGCAAUAUGUUGAUCAUAUCCAAAUGACAUAAAUCACUGGAUUUAAAAACAAUUUUAGAAUGGGAUUUGAUGGGCGUAGCUGGCAUUUUAAUUUUGCUCUGCCUACAACAGGGUUUGAUUGUGUUCAUAUAGUGUUUCAGCGGAUAGAGACAAUGCCAAGUACAAUACCUCUCCAGAGUGAUACACACUCACUCCUUUAUUACCCCCUGCCCUGUAGUACACCGGUUGUGCUCUUAUUAUUUCAGCACUCCGUGGAUCUGGUAGUGCCACAUAUGGGAGAAUAUGUUUUGUUUGUUUUAUUCCUCUUGAUCAUGAUUGUUUCCUUAAUUUAUUUUAUAUUAACACGUUAAAAUAAAAUGGACUUCCAUUUGCUG
Molecule: messenger RNA, 2302 nt
Organism: Salvelinus fontinalis (brook trout)
Lineage: Eukaryota; Metazoa; Chordata; Actinopteri; Salmoniformes; Salmonidae
Product: GTP-binding protein Rit1-like
Exons: 6
Coding region: 342-977 (211 amino acids)
Biological process (GO): Ras protein signal transduction
Cellular component (GO): plasma membrane
Molecular function (GO): GTPase activity; calmodulin binding; GDP binding
Source: RefSeq, a predicted model, not a curated record